GGGAGGGGCGGGGCGGAGGCCGAGCGCAGUUAGUCUAGGGCGACAGUCGCGAGCGCGUGGAGCUAACCUGUGCUGUGUCGCGCGCGGGUAGCCAGCAGUAGCUGGGCCUGGAACCAGCGAGUAAAGGAGCCAUGAAGCACUAUGAGGUGGAGAUUCUGGAUGCAAAGACAAGGGAGAAGCUGUGCUUUCUGGACAAGGUGGAGCCCCAGGCCACCAUUGCAGAGAUCAAGAACCUCUUCACCAAGACCCACCCGCAGUGGUACCCGGCCCGCCAGUCCCUGCGUCUGGAUCCAAAGGGCAAGUCCCUGAAGGAUGAGGAUGUCCUGCAGAAGCUGCCUGUGGGCACUACGGCCACACUGUACUUCCGGGACCUGGGUGCGCAGAUCAGUUGGGUGACGGUCUUCCUGACGGAAUACGCUGGACCCCUGUUCAUCUACCUGCUCUUCUACUUCCGGGUCCCCUUCAUCUACGGGCACAAAUACGACUUCACGUCCAGCCGGCACUCGGUGGUGCACCUCGCCUGCAUCUGCCACUCAUUCCACUACGUCAAGCGGCUGCUGGAGACUCUCUUCGUGCACCGCUUCUCUCAUGGCACCAUGCCCUUGCGCAACAUCUUCAAGAACUGCACUUACUACUGGGGCUUUGCUGCAUGGAUGGCCUAUUACAUCAACCACCCUCUCUAUACGCCCCCCACCUAUGGAGCUCAGCAGGUUAAGCUGGCGCUGGCCAUCUUUGUGAUCUGUCAGCUGGGCAAUUUCUCCAUCCACAUGGCCCUGCGGGACCUGCGGCCGGCCGGGUCGAAGACCAGGAAGAUCCCAUACCCCACCAAGAACCCCUUCACGUGGCUCUUCCUGCUGGUAUCCUGCCCCAACUACACCUACGAGGUGGGGUCCUGGAUCGGCUUUGCCAUCAUGACACAGUGCCUGCCAGUGGCCCUCUUCUCGCUGGUGGGCUUCACACAGAUGACCAUCUGGGCCAAGGGCAAGCACCGCAGCUACCUGAAGGAGUUCCGCGACUACCCGCCCCUGCGUAUGCCCAUUGUCCCUUUCUUGCUCUGAGGCCCGUGUGCCCCGGGGUGGCGCUGCUGCCUCUGCCUGGAAUAAACUCCGCCCACCUGGA
Messenger RNA from Chinchilla lanigera (long-tailed chinchilla), 1119 nucleotides. RefSeq names its product trans-2,3-enoyl-CoA reductase (gene Tecr). The transcript is spliced from 13 exons. Lineage: Eukaryota; Metazoa; Chordata; Mammalia; Rodentia; Chinchillidae. Gene Ontology annotation, biological process: very long-chain fatty acid biosynthetic process. Gene Ontology annotation, molecular function: oxidoreductase activity, acting on the CH-CH group of donors. The record is from RefSeq and is a predicted model, not a curated record. The coding region runs from base 132 to 1058 and encodes 308 amino acids.